This is a messenger RNA of Prunus armeniaca (apricot), 1890 nucleotides long. The record is from the annotation of a GenBank genome assembly. Lineage: Eukaryota; Viridiplantae; Streptophyta; Magnoliopsida; Rosales; Rosaceae.
AUGGUGGUGGCUGAGUUCGGUUUUGGUGGUGGUGGUUUAGGCCACAAGGAGAUGAGGAGCUUUGGCUUGCAAGUUGUCCAUGGAAGAUGGUUCAUGGUUUUUGCUUCAAUGUUGAUCUUGUCAGUGGCUGGAGCAACAUACAUGUUUGGCCUCUACUCCAAUGACAUCAAAACAUCUCUAGGCUAUGACCAAACAACAGUCAAUUUGCUGAGCUUCUUCAAGGACUUGGGGGGCAAUGUUGGGAUCAUAGCCGGCCUCAUCAACGAGUUCACAGGUCCGUGGGUGGUCCUGUUAAUCGGUGCAGUCAUGAACUUUUUCGGGUACUUCAUGAUAUGGCUAGCAGUGACCGGUCGAACGUCGAAGCCCCGGGUGUGGCAGAUGUGUUUGUACAUUUGCAUAGGUGCAAAUUCUCAGACAUUUUCGAACACUGGUGCUGUAGUGAGUUGUGUUAAGAAUUUCCCGGAGAGUAGAGGCAGUGUUUUGGGGCUCUUGAAGGGACUUGUUGGCCUAAGUGGUGCAAUUAUUACACAGCUCUUCUCUGCUUUCUAUGGUGGCGACUCAAAGGCUCUUAUCUUGUUAAUUGGUUGGCUUCCAGCUUCUGUUUCAAUGCUGUUUCUUCCAAUAAUCCGAUUGUUGAAGGUUGUUCGACAACCGAAUGAGCUCAGGGUCUUCUACAAUCUUCUCUACGUUACUCUUGGCCUAGCUGGGUUUCUCAUGUUUUUAAUUAUCAUACAACACAGCCUGAGAUUUUCAAGAAUUGAGUACAUUGGAAGUGCUUCAGUGGUGCUUUUGUUACUCUUUCUUCCGCUCGCCGUUGUUAUUUUCGAAGAAUUCAAAAUCUGGAAGAGCAAAAUGAAAGCAUUGAAUGAUCAAUCUCAGCUCAAAGUAGUAGCUGAGAAUCCAGCUCCUCCUGUUCAAGUAGCCCUGCCACCUGUUGCAGCACCACCAUCUCCACAGACCCAGCAGAAGCCAAAUUCUUGCUUGCAAAAUGUUUUCAGCCCACCAGAUAGAGGUGAGGACUACACCAUACUGCAAGCAGUUUUCAGCAUUGACAUGUUGAUCUUGUUCAUUGCUAUAACCUGUGGUGCCGGUGGGACAUUAACCGCCAUCGACAACUUGGGUCAGAUUGGGGGCUCAUUAGGCUACCCAACUCACAGCAUAAGCACUUUUAUAUCUCUGGUAAGCAUCUGGAAUUACCUUGGAAGAGUUACCUCUGGUUUCUCUUCAGAAGUACUUUUGAAAAAGUACAAGUUCCCUCGUCCCCUCUUGCUCACUCUUGUGCUUCUUUUAUCAUGCGUUGGCCAUCUUCUAAUCGCAUUUGGCGUCCCCAACUCUCUCUACGUUGCUUCUGUGAUUAUUGGGUUCUGUUUUGGGGCACAAUGGCCAUUGAUUUUUGCCAUCAUUUCAGAAAUCUUUGGCCUCAAAUACUAUGCCACUUUGAUCAAUGUUGGUGGUGCUGCUAGCCCUAUUGGGGCUUACCUUCUGAAUGUGAAAGUGGCUGGUAAUUUAUAUGAUGCAGAGGCCUUGAAGCAACUGAAAGCUUUGGGUAAGGUUAGGGAAGCAGGUGAGGACUUGACUUGCGAAGGAGUGCAUUGUUACAGAUUGGCUUUCAUUAUAAUGGCUGCAGUGGCUUUGUUUGGGAGCCUUGUUUCAUUUAUUUUGGUGAUCAGGACUAGAAAAUUUUAUAGAAGUGAUAUUUACAAGAAGUUCAGAGAGGCAGCUGAGGCAGCUGAAUCUGAUGUAGCUGCUUCAAGUGGCAUGGUGCCUUUGACAGAAAUAGAGGCCAAAACUGCUGCUGCUGCUGCUGCUCCAAGUUCAGCCUCCUCUGCAGCACCACGAGGUUCAGAGACCAACUUGGAUUUGAAAAAUAGGGCAGGGGAAAAUCAAUGA